Messenger RNA from Aspergillus mulundensis, 1176 nucleotides. RefSeq lists its product as uncharacterized. Lineage: Eukaryota; Fungi; Ascomycota; Eurotiomycetes; Eurotiales; Aspergillaceae. The coding region runs from base 1 to 1176 and encodes 391 amino acids. The record is from RefSeq and is a predicted model, not a curated record. The transcript has 4 exons.
AUGGGCUGGAGAGACGACUGGCCUUCUAUGCCCGAUGGCAGCGAGUACAAUGGCAUGCAGCUACUGCCUCUAGUGCGCGCGGGCAAGAGCCCAUUCCAGGGCGUCUGGGACGUCAACCUCCCCAUCCGCGAAAUCGAAGAGCACACAAAUACCAAGAUAACAGACAUCGCAACUGUUAGGAAAGGCUCUAACAACUAUGGACUCCAUCUGAAAGCCUCAAACAGACCGGAUCUGAUGGCUCGACUUGCCCGUGGCGAUGUCAACAUGCCCGACUUUGAUGGCUUCCCGAUCGAAUGGCAGGCACCAGAAGCUGCGUUCGAGGCGGCUGUCUACGAUCUCCUGAGAACGGAGCCUGCCAUUCGAGCAUCCCGCCUGAUCUAUCACCGCGUGCCGGUUCUACAUCCCGGUCCAAACCGUUCCAUCCCCCUCGACCUCGCUGGACGCCGGCUUUUCGUCUUCGAAAAAGCGGAGGGCCGGGAUAAAGUAUGGCGCGAGCUCAGUAAACCUGACAAACUGCGCCUCCUUGACCAACUGGCCACCGUCCAAGCCGCUUUGUUCCACUAUACCCCGCCGCUCGACUUCGCGCAGCGCCACCUCCUCGACCGCCUCUACGACUUCAUGCCGGAAACUCUAUCUCACCCCGUAGCCCCAACGCGUGAGUUCUGGCUGCACGUCAUGGAAGCCAAGAUCGACGCGACGAUCCGGAACGAAGGGGCCCUGAUCGGCUGGGAGGACGAUCACGAGACCGUUGGGCCCGGUGCGCUGGCGGCAAAGAAGUCUCUCUUACGUGCACUGCCCCAUCUCAUACCGCGCGAAACCACCGACGGGUCUCUGUACCGUCUUGCUCUCGACCAUGGGGACUUUGGUGUCCAUAACACCACAGUCAAGGUUACUGAAAGUAAGGGCCGCGGACCCCUCGUCACUUCCCUCUUCGACUGGGAGACGGGUUGUAUCGUCCCGGCAAUCCUGUCGGACCCCUUGGUGGCCGUCGACCCCGUUGACUUGGCCGCUGAUGAGCGGGGAGAACCAUCCGUGGCCCGGAUUAUUCCGAAAGAGCAUGCGUCGUCUGAUAUGGAGAGAUAUACUGGGUGGGCGUGUCAUUAUAUCCAGAGCCUGUACACCAACGCACCCGAUUACAAAUUCGCUAUCCAAGCUGGCAAGGACAUCCGGCACUAG